Molecule: messenger RNA, 473 nt
Organism: Didymodactylos carnosus
Lineage: Eukaryota; Metazoa; Rotifera; Eurotatoria; Philodinida; Philodinidae
Source: the annotation of a GenBank genome assembly
AUGCUAGGCGCUUUUCUACAUGGAGCGCAAUCUCCAGAAUCAUUCACAGGUGCAGAUGAACAAGAUCCAAUUAUAUGGUUACAAGAUGUCGAACAAAUGUUUGAAACUGCUAGUGUAAGAUCGGAGGAUCGUAGAAAAUUAUUACCAAUGUAUUUUCUGGGUGAUGCUAAGAAAUGGGACUUCAUGUUAAAUUCGUACUCGUAACGAGAUGAAAAACGCUUACGUGCAUCUAGUAUUGGCUGUUUGAACUCGUACGAGUUUAAAAACAUGUUACAAGCUGAAAACUGUCUUAUGUUCCAAUAAAGUAUAGGGGAGGCUGUUUUAAACUCGUACGAGUUUAAAAGGAUGUUACGAGUUGAAAACUGUGUUAUGCUGUAAUAUAGUAUAGGGGAGGCUGAGGAGGUGGCUGGGGAGGCUGGGGAGGCUGUUUUGAACUCGUACGAGUUUAAAAACAUGUUACGAGUUGAAAACUG